Molecule: messenger RNA, 2298 nt
Organism: Staurois parvus
Lineage: Eukaryota; Metazoa; Chordata; Amphibia; Anura; Ranidae
Source: the annotation of a GenBank genome assembly
GUAUUUCAGAGCUUGGAGGAUCAUCACCUGGAAGUGGUUUCUUUUUUCCGGGAAAACGGAUUUCACGGCCUCAUCGCCCACGACUCUGAGUAUGCUUUGUGUAACAUCCCAUCGUACUACAGCUCUCAUGCUCUCAAGCUUAGCUGGAAUGGGAAGAAUCUUACCACCAACCAAUUUCUAAUGCAGGAAGUGGCCAAGCAGCUUGGCCUGAAGAUGAUCAACUUCCCAAUCUUUGCUGCUCUCUUGGGUAAUCAUAUUCUUCCUGAUGAAGAUUUAGCUGCGUUUCAUUGGAGCUUGCUGGGACCAGAUCAUCCUCUUGCAUCUUUGAAGGUCCGUGCCCACCAGCUGGUCCUACCGCCUUGUGAUGUAGUGAUAAAAGCCGUUUCUGAGUAUGUGGCCACAAUCAAAGAUGCUUCUAAUUUAGACGUGGUCGGGAAGGAAAUAUUCAGACACUCUCAGUCCAGGACAGAAGAUAAGAUUGAACGAUUUAAAAAAGCUGUGGAAUAUUACUCAGUUGCAACCAAACAGCGUCCACCCCAAAUGAACCCAUCGCCUUUUGUUGUUGCAGGAUACCCACCCAAUCAGUUUGGAAUUCCUCAUCUUCCUCAUAACCAGAUGGGGGGAAUGCCUGUUGGGAAGCCCAUGUUUAGCCAUCAGAUGCCUCCAAAGCUUCCCUAUCAGCAUCACCCGUUUCCUCCAGGACCCAACUCUGGUUUUGUGUUUCCUCCUCACCCCAUGGGUGACCUAUCUCACUUUCAUGACGAAAACCUUCUGAAAGGGGGACCAUUCUCAGGCUGGUCCAUGCCGUAUGACACAACUGCCUCCAAGUUCCCCAACCACUUGACUUUGAAGCCUUCUCCUUCAUCUGGCCAUGACUCAUCCCCGUCCUCUUCUUCUGAUGAAGAUCAGAAUAGUGCAGCAUCAAAUCAUGUCACAGAGGCACGACAGCACAAGACCAAUUGGGAGGAGUCCUCCGGAGAGAAAAUGACACAGAAUUGGGGCCACCAGUCAGGAUCUGGAGAAUCCCAACAAAAUAUGGGGCAAAAUGAAUCCCAGAUUCCAUCCCUGCUAUCCAUGGCGACCAGAAACCACAUGGAUAUCACCACACCACCUUUACCUCCUGUGGCUCCUGAAGUAUUACGAGUGGCAGAGCACAGACAUCGAAGGGGUCUCAUGUACCCAUACAUCUACCAUGUCCUCACUAAGGGUGAGAUUAAAUUGCCAGUGUGCAUAGAGGAUGAAUGCAACACUGAUCUCCCCCCUGCCACCAUUCUUUUCCGCCCAGCACGCCAAUAUGUAUACGGAGUCUUAUUCAGCCUGGCUGAGACUCAGAGGCGGCUUGAGCGGCUAGCCAUGCGCAGGCGUCUGCCAGUGGAUGUUCCGCCAGUGAUAAUUAAAGAAUGGUCUGCCUAUAAAGGGAAGUCACCUCAGACUCCAGAGUUGGUAUCGGCCUUGACCUUCAGAGAAUGGACUUGUCCUAAUUUGAAGAAACUGUGGCUUGGAAAAGCCGUAGAGGACAAAAACCGCCGGAUGAGAGCUUUCCUGGCCUGUAUGAAGUCAGACACACCCAGCAUGUUGAACCCAGCUAAUGUGCCCACCCAUCUCCUCCUCAUGUGCUGUGUGCUGCGGUAUAUGAUGCAGUGGCCUGGAGGAAGAAUACUACUUAGGCAUGAGUUGGACGCAUUUCUAGCACAGGCUGUAUCUGCACAACUUUAUGAGCCCGACCAGCUACAGGAGCUCAAGAUUGAGAAACUGGAUACUCGGGGUGUGCAGCUUGCAGCUCUGUUCAUGAGUGGAGUGGAUACCGCACUAUUUGCCAAUGACGCCUGCGGCCAGCCUGUUCCCUGGGAGCACUGCUGUCCGUGGAUUUACUUUGAUGGGAAGCUUUUCCAGAGCAAGCUGAACCGAGGAGGACGGGAGAAAGCACCUUUAAUUGAUCUUUGUGAUGGCCAGGCGGAACAGGCAGCCAAAGUGGAGAAGAUGAGACAAAGUAUCUUAGAGGGGAUCAACCUGAACCGCCAGCCGCCUCCACCACUUCUGCCUCCACCGCCUUUCAUGCCCCCCAUGAUGCCACCCUUUUACCCUGUUCCACUGUACCCCAGAGCCAUGGGCUCCAUGCCCCCACCUCCUCCUGGAAGAAACCGAGGUUUUUCAGGCGUGCAUCCUAUUCCACCACAAGGGGGAAAGCUGGAGAUCGCUGGUAUGGUGGUUGGUCAGUGGGCAGGCAGUAAACCUUCCCGUGGUCGGGGAGCAUUUGGAAUGCAGGUGGUCUCAGUUGGGGGUCCAGGAAAAGGGUAA